Molecule: messenger RNA, 14776 nt
Organism: Podarcis lilfordi (Lilford's wall lizard)
Lineage: Eukaryota; Metazoa; Chordata; Lepidosauria; Squamata; Lacertidae
Source: the annotation of a GenBank genome assembly
AUGCCUAAGCACAGCAAGGUGACCCAGAGGGAACAAAGUACUGAGCAUGUCACUGAAUCAGUGGCUGAUCUGCUGGCCCUUGAGGAGCCUGUGGACUAUAGACAGAGUGUCUUAAAUGUGGCUGGAGAAAAUUGGAACAAGCAGCAGGAUGUGGAUGACACUGGUGAGGAUCGGCCAGCGUGGAACAAUAAACUGCAGUACAUUUUGGCUCAGAUUGGCUACUCCGUGGGGCUGGGGAAUGUCUGGCGCUUUCCGUAUUUGUGUCAAAAGAAUGGUGGAGGUAAGUGAGCAAGGGAGUAUAAAAGUCAUCUGUUAUGGACACGUGUUCUGCUUUCCUAAUAUAAUAAUACAAGAGGAAAGGAGCAUAGGCUUGAAGGCCAUAGGAUGCUAUCUCAAACUGAGGCAGACAAUACAUAGUACUGACCAUGCUGACUGGUAGUAACCCUCUAGGUUUCAGACAGGAUCCUUUUCUGGCUCUUCCUGGAAAUUCUGGGUAAAUCAUGUGCUCAAGCAUUAAGCUAUGGCUUUCCCUUCAAUGGAUUGUUGUAGUCACUAGUCUGCAUGAUCACGCAGCUCAUUAAAGAGUUAAAUGAAGAACUGUUAUCCUGAAUCUUAUGACACGUUCUAAGUUUAUCUAUUCUAUACAAACCAAGACUACUCCUCCACCACGCUCAGCAAGUCUCCUUUCUUGCUUGAUAGUGUGCAAGUAUUAUUUACCUGGUCAUCUUGAGUUUAGCUAACAAUUUGUGAUGGUGAAAGGCUGCCAUUAUUCUUGGACUGUGUCUUUUUUUAUAACAGCCAUGUAUUUUCCUUGAUUGUGCACUGCAAAUCCAUGCCUGAACCACACUGAACCAUUAUUAUCUCAAAAUAUGUGAAUAUAUAAACAAGCCCUUGCUACAAAAGGCAUUCCUCUAUAGCUUGGUAAUAAUUUUCACAAAGUUGAACUCAGCCAACUCUUCUAUCUGUUUGAAUUUGCCCUAGUUGAGCUGAUUAUGCACUGUUAAUUUAUUUCAGAUUUACAGGUUGUGCUCUAUUUCCUAACAAAUUUGCUUUCCAUGGUGUGAUUCUUGCUCUCUGUGACAUAGGAUGAUAAUAUUCCAUUAAUCUUUUCCUUUUUUUUAGCCACCAAGUUGCAGGAAAAGCAGAUUAAAGGCAUAAUUGCAAAGGAUGACUGUGUAAGGCACAUUGCCCUUUGGCUGGCUGCACAGAUAGAGGUGACAACUGGUGUUUUCCCUCCUAUCAAGUGCUGAGUCUUCAAUGUGGUCAAUAGAACAUUAAAUGAAUGGUUGUUGCACUUUGAAGGCUUACCUGCUUUCUAUUAAGCAUAUGCUUCCUGGAUUAUCCAUGGAUGAAGCAAAGUGCUGGCUGAGUAUCAGUUGGGUGUAAUGCUACAGAAUGGAUUAUUGAUAGAUAGAUGCUUUUGUGAUAAAUGCAAUUCAUUGGUUGAUAAUGUCUGUAUUGCUUCUUGGUUCAGCAAGCUUUUUCUGCUAAAAAAUACUGCUGUAUGUGAAAGUAGUAAUUUGUGUGUUGUUUUCUUCUCAGUAAUAAAGUGUGCAUAUGUCUAGCAGAGAGAACAGAUUUUCAUUAGGAAAAGGGUGGUAUUGGGCCAAUUCUUUGGAACAUUGUGUGCUCAAGAACUUACAGGAUGGUGCUGCAUGGGUUGAAUGCUUUCUUGAAAGCUGAACACCCAGGUUAGGGUUGCAGACGGGAACCUUCUAAUUGUACCUAUUAUCUAGUUACAAAACCUGGUUUCCCCAUUAUGUGUACUGAUGGCUACUGCGUGCCCUAAAUGUGUAGGAAGCGCCUGAGUUCUCUCUCAGCUGACUUGUCUGUCUUUGGAACUGGAGUGCAUUGCUUUGUUAGUGUAUAUGGAAUUUUGAAAGCCAUUGCCUAUUGGGGUCACCAGAGUCAGAGUCAAUGACAUAAUCAAAGACAAGGCAGUUCCAGGUUCCAGGGAAGGAGGUAGACAAGGACUAGAAGCAGAUGACUGGGUCAAGAGGCCCCAGACUAGGCAGAAAAAAAGUUUGAGGCAAGGGAGCUGGUGUGGCUGCUCAGGGAGGCAACUUCUUCAGGGUAAAGAACCAAACCUGUCAACAGUUACAUAGAACCAGCCAGGCCCUUACUGGUUCCUCUGACCUAACUUGGUUGGAGAGCAGCCAUGCUGUCUCUGACCAGGACUGGCCCAAUAUAUUUUGCUGCCUUAGGCAAAGGACAAUAUGGCACCACUCCAUUUCCCAGAGAGAAGCUGACUGGACUGGCGGUACUAGCAAUGGAGUAGUGUUCGUCAUAAUUCCUGAAGGCAGCAGGGUAGAGAAAGGGCUUUGCCCUCUAACAGAAAGCACCACGAAGACUAAGCCAAUCACUCACUUCUUCUGCUGUCUAAAUUACAUGAGAUGUGAAGGUACAUGUUUAAAUAAGAGUCUUCAGUCUGGCUGCUUUUUCUUUAAAAUAAAAGGGGCCCUGAUCCAGAAUGCACUCCUCAUCCAGGUCAAGGCCCUGCUAAAAAAACCACCAUUAACUGUUUGCUCUUGGUCUCCACAGUUUCUGUUUCUUGGUAUGCUGUGAAAUGGUUGGUUUUCUUUAUUCUGUUUUGAGGUCUUUUUCAUAUUUAUUAAUAUUAUUAUGAGCCCUGCUGGAAAUUAUUUUAAAUAGUGCCGUGGAGGAGUUUUAUGCUGAGUACUGAGUUUGAGUUUAUGGUAGCUUGUGCUAAUAGUGGUUGCUUUCAGAGCCCUGAAAUGCUUCGGGAGGAAAGGUGAGAUAAUAAUAAUAAUAAUAAUAAUAAUAAUAAUAAUAAUAAAUUAAUUGUACCUAAGACCUUUUUCUAAAGGGGAAAAAAGAAACCUGGCUGUCAUUUGCUUUGAUCAGAGUCUUCCAGUGGAUUCUUGUCAGGAGCUGACCCAGUUGUGUGAAGGAUUUUUAUAUCUUUUUGAGAAGCUGUGAGUUGUGUCAAGAAUUAACUUGGUGAUGUUGUGCUGGGUGCACUUAAUCAUUUCCAGCCUGCUUAUCUGACUACCCUGAAUAUGAAGCAGGAUCAAAAUCCUGCCUACACAGCUUUCCUGUCUUAUUAGAAUUAUGAACGUGCCAGGAAUAUUGAUUUUUUCUUUUUCUUUGAGUUUUUGGUCAACAGCUCUGUUUUCCAGCAUGAACGUUUUUGGCCUCUCUGGCCAACUGUUUAUAUUUCUCAGACUGCCCGUUUGUUUCGUACUCUCUUCAACUAGCCAGAGAUAUAUGGCCCUGCUAUUUAAGUAGAGUCCUUUAUGCAGCAUUUUCAUCCAGCCCUUCCAGGAAUUGUUCUCUUUAAUUGCAUAGUUGGCACUGGAACAGCCAUUGUGAAGGCAAAAAAUAACCACACUGUAUAUACAUUUAUAUAUGGAGUGUUAAAGUGAUCCUGUGUGUUGUAGUUGUAUUAACCUCUCCCUCUAUUGUCACGGCACCAUUUUAAAUUAAGAGACUUGCUUCAAAUAAUGUUUAGAGACAAAUGCUAACUGGAGCUGAUGAGAGUUGGAUGGGCCAUACAAGUAAGAAGUGGUUGUCUCCUAGGAGCAGUCAUGGUCACCUUCUCAUGCUGGGACCUGUGUGAUCAAAGACGGGCAUCUCUAAUGACCUUUUUCUUUCCUGCCAGGUGCCUAUCUGGUUCCAUAUCUCGUAUUGCUCAUCCUCAUCGGCAUCCCUCUCUUCUUUCUGGAGUUGGCUGUUGGCCAGAGGAUCCGCCGGGGCAGUAUAGGAGUGUGGAAUUACGUCUGCCCUCGGUUGGGGGGCAUUGGAUUUGCCAGCUGCCUUGUAAGUGCUUGCAGAAGGCUUGUGGUGGCUUUGGGAUAGUUGUGUGAAUGAUAGACAGGUGGUCUUCCAUAUGUGCUGUCUAUCAUAAUAGACCCAUUUCCCACUGUAAAGAGGGCUUAGUUAUUGCAGAAUAUAAUUAGAAGAUACUAGCCUGUGAAGGUGGUUGGUUAGAAGCUCAAGACUGAUGCCUUGAACAGUUCUUUCCCCCAACUAUGGAACAGGAUCAGACAUUUACCAUCAAGUUCUGAUUUCCUUUGAUUUCCUUUGAUUGGUCCUAUAUAUAUCUGAACUGAAAGGACAUGCCCUUCAAGAAUGUGCCCUAACUGAUCCAUUGUUCACACCUGUCAAAACAAACCUCUUUGUAGUUUAGUCCUGAUGAUUCACUCUGCAGAGGGUCAAGUGAUGGGCAGGUGGGUGCUAGCAAAAAGACCAUUUCCCCUCUGGGAUUGAUACUAGAACUCAAGCUUAGCACCACAACUCACUCAUGCACCCUAAGCACCAUUGUGCCAUUCAGCAUCUUAUAUAAACUGCUGGGAUGACAACCAAAGCCCCUUGAUUGAUGUGGAUCACCUGUGCAAGAGCAACACUGCUUCCUUGAUAUCUGGCAAUUUUACGGGAAACAAUCACUGGACAUGCCCACAUCACAGGACAGAGCAGAUUUUGAGAAUGCAUGGGGAGAUGAGGGGAAAGAGAAGUCCCAUUGCAUAGCAUUGGAUAUAACCCAGUGCAUUUCAAUAUUCCAUUCUCCACCAUUCAUUUUAGUAUCACUUUGUUUGGAAAUACGUUUUGCUGUCCAGGAUCCAAACAUUUUUAUUCUCCUGUUGCCAGGUCUGCUUGUUUGUUGGGCUCUACUACAAUGUGAUCAUAGGAUGGAGCAUCUUUUACUUUUUUAAAUCCUUCCAGUACCCGCUGCCUUGGAGCGAGUGCCCCGUCAUAAGGAAUGGCACAGUGGCAAGUGAGUCCUUUCUCUUUACUGCUUUGCAUGUGGUAGAAGGGAAAUGAGGCACACUUCUUUGGGUGAUAAACGGUGUUCAGCUCUGUGACUGUUGUCCUUCCAGAAUCUUAUAAUUCAGAUGUGAUAGUUGCUGCAGAAGUAAUCAAUGUUAGCUGAUACCACGUAACACAGAUGGGUGGAUGCAUUCAUUUAUCCUUUUCCAUCAUUGUGGGUCCCAAGGAGAAAUAAGUCUUCAUUUGCCCUGUACUCUGUAGUUACUAUAUAGUUAGGUAAUUCAACAUUACUUUCUCUAGGGGUGUUGAGAGUAGUGGCAGAGAACGACCUUCCAGUCAAAACUUAACAAUAGCUCAGGUUUGUUUCCAGCUGAUAGGGUGUGGGAAUUGCGUUUGGGCAUUGGUUGGCAGGAAAUGGAUACUUUCCAAAGAGUGCUAUAGAGACACUCUGGAGGUUAAUGGAGCAUUUAAUAGAAUGUGAACAUCUCCCAGAAUAUAUAUAAAUCUUUUAUAGUGGGUGUAAAUUGCUCCAUUUAUUUAACUUUUAGUUUCAGUGGCAAGAUCUUGAAUUCUUUUUCCUUUCUCCUAAUGUGAACUUCGGCAUCCUUCCUGAAGUGCCCUAUGAAUACUUGUCUCUCCUACUUAGCCUUUAAAUGCUGCCUUGCUUGCUGUGGCACAGGUGUGUCUAAAUGAGAAGUCAAAGCAUGUAAAAAAACAACAACUACAUAGCUUUUGUCCCUUUUCAGCCGUGGAACCAGAAUGCGACAAAAGCUCUGCUACUACUUACUUCUGGUACCGGGAUGCCCUGGACAUCUCCGACUCCAUUAAUGAGAGUGGUGGGCUUAACUGGAGAAUGACUUUAUGCCUCCUGGCAGCUUGGAGCAUUGUAGGCUUGGCCAUGAUUAAAGGCAUUCAGUCUUCAGGAAAGGUAAGUGUUGAUGGUGGCAGCCCAAAGCAGAACAGAGAUUGCCAGAACCUACAACAGGUGGACCCACUUAUAAAGUGGUGGAUCCAGGGGUGGGAAACCUGUGGCUCUCCAGAUGGUGCUGGACUACAGCUCCCAUCAUCCCUUCCCAUUGGCCAUGUUGGCUGGGGCUGACAAUGUCUGGAGGGCCACAGCUUCCCCAUCCCAGACCUACAGGUUACAGAAGACAAUAACUGCUGUUUGGGGUUCUACAAUCUUGUAGCCAGGAACAAAGUGUUCAGCAGCUUCCACACACCCUGAAUGGUUCAUGGGGCCCAGGUAACCACAAUGGAAUAAAAAGCUAAGAAAAAGGAAAGGGUGAACACUUUUUCUUCCCAACCACCUGGUCUAGGAGGGCUUGCUCCAUUUUGCUUGGCCUGUGCCUCAGAGCAGCCACCUGAAAGUAAGAAUAACAUGUGAGAGAGCCCAUAAUUGAAUGAAUGAAGUCAGCAGUACCCGAUAGCAAUCACAGGCACAGCUUCCUCUCUUUUGGGAUACAGCUGCUCAGUUUACCUAUCUUAGGGCAUAUCCACAUCAAACCAGUUAGCAGUCACUUAUUUCCCCAUGGAGAACCACAGGAAUUGUAGUUCUGUUUGGGGAGAGGGCUCAGGAUCUCUAACAGUGAAUUCAUCAAAGUACCACAUUGGCCUGAAUAUAAGCCACACCCAAAUAUAAGCCACCCCUUUAAAAUUGGGGGGGGGGUACCCAAAUAUAAGCCGCUCCCUUCCUCGCUGCUCCUUGCUGCAUACUGGCGGAGGGGGAGCCGUGCUGCCUUGCCAGCAGCCUUUCCCCUUCCUUGCUCUCUCCCUUCCUGGCCUUGGGGGAGUGGAUGGGGAACUACACAUGGGGCAGGCACCACUUUGCCGUGCUCCUGGCGUCAUUUGCCCCAUGCUCCUAGCUGCAUACCGUAUGGUCACGAAUAUAAGCCGCACUUUAACUUUUCACGGUUGGAAUUUGGGCAAAAAGUGUGGCUUAUAUUCAGGCCAAUACGGUAUCUCACCAAACUACUGUUCCCAAAUUCUUUGUAGAAAGAAGAAAUACUGACAGAAGUUUCCAGUAGGGUAGAUUUGGGCUUAUUGUUCAUCCUUAAGACUUUCUUUAUAUACUGCUGGAUUAUAUGAAGUAGGAUCUCCCGCUUUCUCUCCCUCUCCCACUCAGGUGAUGUAUUUCAGCUCCCUUUUUCCUUACGUGGUACUGAUCUGUUUCCUGGUCCGGGGAUUGCUCUUGAGGGGGGCGAUAGAUGGGAUUCUGCACAUGUUCACUCCCAAGGUAAGCCCACCACACUCACCAUGUGCCUUUAGACCAAUCAGAGAAAUGUCUCUUACUGGGAACUAUAGCUAGCAAGAAUCCUAUGUCUCUGGUGAUCAUCACAAUCCAUGGCCUAUGUUGAACUGAUGCCUCUGUGGCGCUGCCUGGAUGGCACCAGAGCAGAGCAAAUUUUACGAAGGUAUAGGUGUUGCUUUUUUAGUCAAUGGUGCUACUUCCUCUGAAACUGAAAUGCAGAAGAUUAAUUGCUUUGGGCGUGCCAGUCCAGGUCUGCUUCAUUAUUCUUCCUGCUUGUGGUCAGAAUUGUACCAAAUUAACCAGGUUUGCCAAAGGACAGCUGCAAAAUGGAUUGACUCAUUAGCUGUUUAAUUAAUUCAUUAAACAAAGAUGUAGGUGAUUGAAAUUAUGAAGCUGGCAUUAAUCCUGAUUAAUUUUGAAUAAGAGAUUCUAAAAUACAAGCCCCAGUGUCCAAGUUCUCAUUGUAGGUAGAAUGAUUAGCAACCACACAGCUUCCAUUUGCAAUACUGUGCAGGCCCUGUCUGUAAAUGGCAUCCCAUCAGGUUUGUCCAGAUUCUUGGCAGCAGAAGGUCCCACCGGUAUCACACUACACACGAUCAGCAUGCGAUGGAUGCUUUAGCUGAGAUUCCUGCAUUGCAGGGGGCUGGACUAGAUGGCCCUUUGGGUCCCUUCCAACUCUACAAUUCUAUGAUUCUAAUUUGGUAGGGCUCACUUGCCAUGCCACAAACCAUGGUGGAUUGAAAGGGAGUAAAGUGCUUAAUAGUUUGCUAGUACAUUAGUUUGCAGAGAGCACUUGCAUAGCUUGCUAGCAUAAGUGUGACUAUCCUGUGCAGUCUAUUAAGUGCGUUCUGUAAGCAGCAAUCCUUAAUCAAUAAGGUUAAUCAAGCUUUUCUUGAUAAAGGGAUGGGGCUAAUUCUAACGGGCAUGGGUCAUUUUGAAACACUGUUUGUUUUUUCUCAACUUUCAUUUGGACACUACCUGUGAUUUCAAGCUUUCUUCCAUAGGAAUCAUAAGGGCUAGUGUUUUUUGUUUUUGUUUUGUUUUUCUCUUUUAAAAGAUUGUGACAUUUUUUCAGGGCAUGAUAUUCCAUGCCUAACUGGGUAAGCCCACAAAGUGCACAGGCAGUAAAAAAUCUAAAAUGCAAUGAAGAAUAGGGCAUUCACAGUUCUGCAUCUGAGAUCCAUUUAUUUCCAUGGGACCUGAUUCCCUUUCUGUUGUGCGCUUAGGCAUCAAUAAUUGAGUCAACAGAGGAGAAAGAUAGAGAGCUGUCUCUAGCAUAUACACAAAGAACAGAUACCCAGGCAAUGGUGUGCUGUUCUCAGCUGCCAGUGUUAUACAUUUAAAUAUAAAUGUGCCAUAUGUGUACCAAGCCGAGUAUCUCUGAUGCAGGAUGGAUGACUUGGCUUCCCUCUCAUCUCUCCUUACAGCUAGAUAAAAUGUUGGAUCUCCAGGUGUGGCGGGAAGCAGCCACUCAGGUCUUCUUUGCCCUUGGACUGGGCUUUGGCGGAGUUAUUGCUUUUUCCAGUUACAACAAGCAGGACAAUAACUGCCACUUCGAUGCAGCCUUGGUCUCCUUCAUCAACUUCUUCACCUCCAUUUUGGCCACACUGGUAGUCUUUGCUGUGCUGGGCUUCAAAGCCAAUGUCAUGAAUGAAAAGUGUGUGGUUGAGUAAGUACUCAUUCCAGUCUCUCCCUCCCUCCCUCUCCCUUUCUCUCUCCCCAAAAGGCUUCUCUAGAGGGCACAACCACAGCAGCUAUUUUUCAGGGUACCUUAUAGUUACUUUUAAAAAAGCAUCCAGUGCAGCGGGUGCAAUUCUGUUCUGGCCUGAAGCUUUGAUAGCCAGAAACUGUCGUUUCCUUCUGGCCAGGUGGUAACCUAGAGUGCUCUCUGGAACUAGGAAAGCAGCUUUUCACCUUAUUAUUUUUGCAGAAUGUGCUGUGAAGUAAUUGGACUAAAUCCUGCCACUUCAUUCAUUCAUUCAUUCAUUCAGUAUUAUUCAUUCAGCUCAUUCCUUCACAAUUUUCUCCCCUCCAUUUUACCCUCACGACAACCCUGUUAGGUAGGUUAGGCUCAGAGACUGUGACUGACUCACCCAGUGAACUUCAUGGCUGAGUGGGAACCAGAACCCUGGUCCCUCUGGUCCUAGUCUGACUUUCUUGAUUAACCACUGCACCACACUGGCUCCCAUCAACUGCUGGGGUUCAUUUUUCCUGUUUUGCUGGAAGAAGAUGCCCUUCACCCAGAACAAGGUGAGCAAGGCAAGGCAAUGGCUCUGUAAUGACCUUUAGCUUCUCCUCCAUAGGAACGCUGAGAAGAUUCUUGGUUAUCUGAAUACCGAUGUCCUCAGCCAUGCACUCAUCCCACCCCAAGUGAACUUCUCCCAUCUCACGGCCAAAGACUACACCGAGAUGUAUGGUGUGAUAAAGACAGUGAAGAAGGAUCAUUUCGAUAAGCUGGGCCUGGAUCCUUGUCUACUGGAAGAUGAGCUUAACAAGGUAUGUUUAUAGCCAGACUUGCUUUUCACAGUAUAUUUAUAGCUGGGCUUGCUUUUCAUGGUCAUUUUCGACCCUAGAUGCUGGUUCCGCUCUUGUACAUCAUUGAAGUCUCAGAGCGAGCCAACUUGCUUGGGAAGAGCACAUGGUAGAGCUCUCUUGGGAUUGUACCACUUCUGCAUGGUGCAAGUGGGGGAUCUCAUGCUCAUAUGCACCCCAUUUUCUUGUUAAAAAACAACCACCUCUCAUUGCAUAUAGAAAAUUAACACCUUGCAUAUAGAAAAUUAGCAUAUUAGGGAGAAGGCUAAGGCAGAAAGCUUGUGAUUUCUGUUUAAGAUCACUCUUGGUUGCAGUUCUUACCAUGUGCUGAUGAAGACUUCACUGACAUAAGGAAUAAGGAAUUGAAGUAUGUCAAAAUCAUUGCAAGAAUUGAGCUUGUGAGAGGUGGCCGACUAUAACAGUGUUAUGGAACAGAUGUGUUUGGGUGGUAUGAAUAGUAGAGCCUAUGUUUCAUAUGCUGAAGUUCCCAAGUUUAUUCCCCAGCAUCUCCAGGUGGGGGUGGGAGUGUCCCUUGUCUGAAAACCUCAAGAGCAUCUGUAUAGACAAUGCUGAGCUAGAUGGACUAUUGGUCUGACUUGGUUUAGGAAAGACUCCUGUCUUCCUGAGAUUACUGAGGGAGGGGAAACUGAGAAAUGAAUACAUCAUGUAAUUUCUAUGGGAUACAUGCAUUGAAAAGUCACAACUUUCCAUGACUUCUCAGAACAUGUACAGAUGUAGUGAAACAGAUGCUUGUUCAAUCAUUUGUAUGCAUUAUGCAUCAUUUUCCUUAUACCCACAAUGGUUUGGCUGUUUGGUUCUGAGAGCCUGUGAUUCUACAGCUAGAAAUCUAUUUACAUGAAUACAUGCACACCUGCUUUUAUGAUGUAAUCUUCUGCCCAGAAUAACGCAAGCAUCUUCUUUUGGCUGUGUACAGUCAGUGCAGGGAACUGGCCUUGCAUUCAUAGCUUUCACAGAAGCAAUGACCCACUUUCCAGCUUCUCCUUUCUGGUCAGUGAUGUUCUUCUUGAUGCUGAUAAACCUGGGUUUGGGGAGCAUGAUUGGGACCAUGGCUGGCAUCACCACACCCAUCAUUGACAUGUUCAAAGUGCGCAAGGAAGCAUUAACAGGUAAGUUCUCUCUUGGGGAAACUCAGGAAACCAUUCACAGAGUAGCACUGUUGUGCAUGCAAUGACAUCAUUUAGUUCUGGCCAAGACUUGUGCUACAAAAUACGUUGCUGGAUGGGAUCAAACUGUAAUUCUUAAAAGUCAUGGCGUAACAUCAGAACUGAAAUAUAUUUGCUGUCCCCAAAAAGAGCAGAGGGAUUUGGGGGUUAAGGGGUGCCUGUCAACACUGGAAAGCUCACACACUGUGAUAAUGUGGCAGUAUCUGGGGAACUGAUAAUUUUGGGUCAUUUCAUAAGACCAAACUGUGGAGGGUUUAUGGGUGAGUAGAUCUGGGCUGAGUUUGGAAAGUUGCAAAAUGAUUUUGUGAUUAUUUCAUCAAACCCCCACAUUUAUCAUACCACUACAAAGCUGAUCCAAAUGGCUGCUAGUAGCAUAUUCACCGUGCAAUCCAAGAAUGCUUUGAUUACUUCAAAGUAAAUUACAGUGGUUUCAAUGGAUUGUAGCCCAAAUGUGCCUCGGGUUAUGAAUUGAACACUUCACUGCAUGCCAAACUCUGGUAGAAUCAAUUCAAUGCACAUGUCCAAAUUAGCAAGCUAUGUAAAACCCAAUUAAGCAACGCAGGGUAUGAAGCACUGGUAACGAAUUCCAUUGCAGUGACAAAAGCAAAAACCAGCAUUUAAACUCAUCAUUCAAAGCAUCCACAUCUGAAGCCUGAUGUGAGCCUUGCAGUCAGGACCUAUCAUUUCUGACAAGCUCAGUAAAGUUAAGUUAAGGGGUGUUUCUGAGGUAUAUAGUACCUUCUGUGAUCUCCACAUGCCUACCUGCCUAGAUACUUGCAGAUUGGUAUGUAGCAGAUUUUGUUUUACAUUUCUCUAAAGAUUACAUUGCAUAUUAAAAGGUUAAGAGCAAUUUAUAGGGCACUCCUAUGAAUGUUUGCUUAGAAAUAAGCCACACAGUGUUCAAUGGAGCUUAAUCUCAAAGAAGUGUCGAUAAGAUUGCAACCUUAAACUUUUAAAUAGUGAAAUCAAGUACUUAAAAUUCACCGAAACCAAAUGUUGUGCUUGCCUUAACUCUGUUUCCCCAUAGUGGCCAGUUGGGGCUUCUACACUUAGGAUAAAAUUUCUUGCAUAGAAGCCACAUGUGGAAAGUUGGGUGAAUUCCACAUAUAGCUUGUCACACAUGUCUGUUUUACCAUGAGUACCAAGUACAGGAGGCGCCAGUGGUGGCCUACUUUUGUAAGGCAUAUGCACAUUAACGAAGUCAAUGUGCAUUCAUUUAUCAGCAAGCUACAUGCAGGAUAUGUGGCCUUGUAGGUAAGACAUUUUGUCAUGUAUGAAACUGGCUUUGGAGUUACUUUUUCUGCAGGAGUGAUAUUAUAGCCAUAGAGCAACAGACAUACCAACUUGAAGCUCACUGACCCAACUCCAUGAUAUAGGACAAACAGGGGCAACAAAUGCAUAAUUUUUUGAAGUUGGCUCAGUCUGAAAAAUCAGGAAUCUCAUCAUCACAGAUUUAUUGUAUCUUCAGCACGGGGUCAUUUUUUCCAUGCACCUCAAUAUAUAUUCAGACUCCUAUGGUGAAGUGAAUUGAAUGAGUCGUGUUGGAGAACUGACAUGUGGGUACUAUUAUGACCAGAGGUGAUGUGAAAGAUGUUUUGUAAGAUUCAAAGAGGGCAUUAGACUGCAAAAGUCAGAGUGACCUGGGUUACUAACAUCCAAAUCCAGUUCAUCCUGGCCUGGAAAUUGGGAAAAGGGUGCUUUUGUCAAGUGAAUCAAGAAAUGGGUGAUUCUUCAAGAGGAAAUUAAGUUAUAAUAAUUUUUGCAACAAUUCCGCAAAUAUAAGGAACUUGGGAUCUAGUUAGUAUUGCACAGGCAGACAUGAAUUUGGGACAUUUUAAGUGCUGGACUUCACAGCCUGAAUAACACUUAAUGAAGAGAAGAUGUUUCCCUACAUCGCAGUGAGCAACAAUGUGAUAACGUUAACACUUUCCCAGAUUAUCUAGUAUAGUCUCAAACUUUCCCCUGUCGAAUUAGAGCACUUGUCACAGAUAUACCCUGAAGCACUUUUUGUCCAUUUGAAUAGCUCUAACAUAUUGAUGCACUGUUUGUGUAUCUGAAGAGCUCUAAUCUCUCUCUAAUUCCUGCCCUUAAAGUCUUUCCCAUGUACACACAUCUCAUGAUACUGCCAGGGGCCCUUGUAAUACGUUGCUGCUCUUCGGUAGAAACAAUAUUAUCAGUUUGCCUUUUGGAUCCUGCAGCAGUUUUGCAUGCCCUUGUGUAGCUGACGGUUACUGUGAUCUGCUCUUUACAGUUGGCUGCUGCAUUUUUGCUUUCUUCGUGGGGCUGAUCUUUGUGCAACGCUCAGGCAACUACUUUGUCAACAUGUUUGAUGAUUACUCUGCAACGCUGCCACUCACCCUCGUAGUCAUCCUGGAAAACAUUGCGGUGGCUUGGAUUUACGGCACCAAGAAGUAAGCAUUUAUUUCCAGGAGGGUUAGCCUGUUCAUAUUCCUACAGGCUUGUCUGAAUUCCUAAGCAUUUGGCUUUGAAUGCUUCGCCCCUCUUACCUACCACUACAUGGGUUUCAUUGUUCUUGAAGCACUCAGGCUUCUUGAUGCUUCUUUGGACUUCUGGCCCCACCAGAGUUCCCAUCCAAAUCUCUCCAUCCAAAUCAAGGGGAAGUAAAGAGCAAGGAACCUUGUGCUUCAACCUCUGUUUGUUUGCUUUCUUCCUUUCUUCUUCCUAGAUUUAUGCAAGAAUUAACAGAGAUGCUGGGUUUCCGCCCUUACCGGUUUUACUUCUACACAUGGAAGUACAUCUCGCCCAUUUGCAUGGCUGGCCUGAUGACAGCCAGUGUGAUCCAGCUAGCUGUCAGUCCUCCAGGUUAUAAUGCCUGGAUCCGAGAAGAGGUGAGUUGGCAAAUAAAAGUGCAUCCCCCAAAGGCUACAAAUCCACAGGCUGUGUACCAGUUGGCAACCAACCCACAUACUAUACAGUGAAGCAACAGGGUCCUCGCUGCAAAUGGCUGUGAUCAUUUGUGCAAUUGUUAGGCCAGCAUCCACCUGGAGGACAGAGAGGCAUCUUCCUUAUACCAGAGUACCUUGCAUUUCCUCCUGCUUCCAGAGCUGUGGCCCCGGAGGUUGCAGAUACACCAUAAAACCCAACUAGCCAAUAGCCUGCUGGAGAUGAUUCCAGACAGAGCUGGCAUGGAUUUCUGAUCACCCUGCCAAGGAAUUGGGAGUGAGAGGCUAUCUUAGCCAUGUAGAGUGACAGCGGUUGAAAUCCCAGUGUUGCAAAUGCUCCCUUGCUUUUUAGGGUAGUCCAAGGUUAAGGAGCAGUAGUUCAAGGUAUGGAAUCUGAACAUUCAUGUAAACGUUUAUUUGUUCUGCAGGAAAAUUGUUGGUCCAGCUUUGUGUAACUAUGAGAAGCUACUGCCUCUUUAUUAGCAUUUUAUUUAAGUUGGGGUUGCCUCCUGCAAGAGCAAAAUGUUCUAAUGCAGUGUGCUCUUGAGAGAUUAACCCUUUGGCAGGUGUUUCAGGGUGUGUAUGCAGAAAAGGGAACAGGGGUGAGAAAGACCUUUUGGCAAAAAUCCUUUGCAUGUAUAAGAUUUUCCCCUUGCAGUACAUGCUGGCCCUUCUCUUGGAGAUGGGAAUACAUGCAGCAUACUUUACUUGCCUUGGUGCCACAGAAAUAGCAACUUGAUCACUUCAAGGACCUCACUUGUGUCGAGGCUGGCGAAUGCCAACUGCCAACUGUGUUUUCCCUUCUCUUCCAGGCAGCAGAGAAAUAUCUCUAUUACCCCAAAUGGGCAAUGGGCGUCCUUGUCUCACUGAUCAUCCUGGCCACCCUUCCUCUGCCGGUCGUCUUCAUCCUCCGCCAGUUUCACCUGGUGUCAGAUGGUUCCAAUGCUCUUUCUGUCACUUACAAGAAGGGGCGUAUAAUGAAGGACAUCUCCAACUUAGAAGACAAUGAUGAGACACGUUUCAUCUUGAGUAAAGUACCCAGUGAAACCCCUUCCCCAAUGCCUACACAUCGUUCUUAUCUAGGUCCAGGGAGCACAUCCCCAAUGGAGAUGAGCAGCGUUGCCAAUGGACGCUACAGUAGCGGGUACCUUACGGCUACCACUCCCGAAUCUGAACUGUGA